Molecule: messenger RNA, 954 nt
Organism: Fonsecaea erecta
Lineage: Eukaryota; Fungi; Ascomycota; Eurotiomycetes; Chaetothyriales; Herpotrichiellaceae
Exons: 1
Coding region: 1-954 (317 amino acids)
Molecular function (GO): methyltransferase activity
Source: RefSeq, a predicted model, not a curated record
AUGAGUUUGUCAGAAACCCAGGCACGUCAACCAGACAUUGUCAUCGAGGCAGACGACGUUGACUCUGCUCUUGGAGACGACCUGUCGACCUACACGCGCUCUCUCAGAUCGAGUCUGUUUCAAGGCAUACAGGAGAAUGGUAGGGCCUACCACAGGUACAAGGAUGGCUCCUACAUCCUCCCAGAGGACGACCUCGAGCAGGAACGCCUGGAUCUACAGCACGAGAUAUUUUUGACUACGUUUGGUCGAAAGCUUUUCCUUGCCCCUGUUCAGCGAGCAAUGCAGGAGGUCCUUGACCUAGGGACAGGGACUGGCAUUUGGGCAAUCGGAUUUGCCGACCAGCAUCCUGAAUCGAAUGUCCUGGGCAACGAUCUUAGCGCAAUCCAGCCGCGUGUUGUCCCUCCAAACUGCAAAUUCGAAGUUGACGAUUUUGAUACCCCCUGGACGUUCAAUAGAAAGUUCGAUUUCAUUCAUGGGAGAAUGCUUCUCACUUCCUGCUCUGAUUUUCCGAGGCUCUUCCGCCGCGCCUUUAAUGCCCUGCAGCCUGGUGGAUGGCUAGAGAUGCAGGACCUCUACAUGCCAUUCUUGUGUGACGAUGGCACACUCGAUGGAACUGCCUUCGGGGAGUGGAACGACAGAUAUAUAGAGGCUUGUGUAGAGCUUGGGCGAGAUCCCUCCUGGACUGCGAAGUACGAGGAGUGGAUGGUCGAGGCGGGAUUUACAGGGGUUCGGCAGGAAGUUUUCAGGUGGCCCGUCAACCCCUGGCCGAAGAACAAAAGCCUGAAGGAAAUUGGUGUCUGGAAUAUGAUCAACAUGCUCGAAGGACUGGACGGCUUCACAGUUCGACUCUGGACCACGGCGUUUGGUAUGACGGCCGAGGAAAUUCGAGUAUUCCUUGUGCAGGUGCGGAAGGAUUUGCGUGACACCAGAAUCCACUCGUACUGGCCCAUGUGA